CUGUUGCAUAAAAGUUUAUGUAUUGAUUUAUGUCAUGAUUUAUGUCACGAUUUACGUCAUAUAGCAUAAAUCAUGACAUAAACACAAAUAAUGACAUAAAUCCGUUGCAUAAAGCUUUAUGUCUUAAAUCAUGACAUAAGAUCAUGACAUAAAUCCCUUUGAAUGACAUAAAUUUAUGUCGUGAUUAAAAUCAAGACAUAAACACAAGACAUAAACAUAACUCCUUGACAACAAAGAUGGCUGCUUACAUUGCUGAGUUAGAGGAGGAGGAGGAGCAACUUCAGAAUGUAGGCAGGGUCUUUCGAGACAGACUACAUCCGCUGGAUACUUACACCGAUGAAGAAUUUUACAAGAAAUACAGAUUUUCCCGGCAUGGCGCUACAGCCAUUGUCGAUAUGGUUGGAGAUGGUUUGGAACACCAAACAGAGCGUAAUCAUGCACUACCCGCCAGUCUGCAAGUUUUAAUAGCACUUAACUUCUUCGCCACCGGGGCAGUGCUGGACAGUGUAGGCACUAUUCAUGGCGUGCACAGAUCCAGCGUGUCCCGGUGUGUGCAUAGUGUCGCCGACGCCUUGUGCAGGCACAAGAAUCAUGUAAGUAACUUAAUUUAUUUAGUUUCAAGUACCUCCGACCCACUCCCCACCUCCUUCCCCUGCCAUGCAGAUGUGUGGGUCAUCAAAUUCCCAAAGUCAGACGGAGCUGUGGUUGAAGCUAUAGAGGGUUUCUACCGAAUUGCACAGUUUCCACGAGUUGUUGGAGCAAUCGACUGCACACAUGUGGGACUACAUGGCUGUCCACUCGGAGAAGAUGAAUAUGUUUAUGUAAACCGUAAAGGGAAGUACACGCUGAAUGUACAGUUAGUUUGUGAUUCAAACUUUGUGAUCACAAAUGUGAUCGCCAGAUGGCCGGGCAGUACCCAUGACUCCAGGAUACUACAGACAAGCAAACUUCAUCGCAAGUUUCAGAAUGGCCAACUCAAGGGAAUCUUGCUCGGAGAUUCUGGUUAUCCCCUUCUCCCAUGGCUGAUGACUCCUAUUCUCAACCCUCAAUCACAGGCUGAACGUGCUUACAACAAUAGUCAAGUCAAGUCUCGUGCCAUCAUCGAACAGGUCAAUGGGAGGUUAAAAAACAAGUUCAGAUGUCUCAUCGGCCAUGGAAUGCAAAUCAGACCAGAGAGGGCAGAACGCAUCAUUACCGCCUGUUGCGUCCUCUACAAUAUCUCUAAACAGUACGGAGAGAGACAAGACCAUGAUGAGAGAGAUGUUGAAGCACAUCAAGAUGAGAUUGAAGAAGUUGUAAGACAACAAGGAGUACGUGACUUGGCAGCUAUCGCAGUACGCGCAGAAAUUGUUCGCACAUUUGAUGCAUAAACAUGAGAUUGUGAUGUGAAUAAAGAAUUUCAUUAGAAUCCAGAACUUUCAUGUAUAUGCCUCUCAUUUUUGAUAUGUUAGAUUACUCCAGUUGAUUGUCUAAAUUCCGAAUAAUAAUGUGAACUUCUCUCUUUUAGGAUAGCUAACUUCUCUCUAAAGGACCUUGAAACUAACCUAAGUAGGUUUUUUUCUGUUUAUGAAAGCAUAUAAUUCCUUCAAUUCAAAUUGUAUCUCAAAUGGAAAUUUUGUUUUGUCAUCGAAAAUAUA
Molecule: messenger RNA, 1637 nt
Organism: Lytechinus variegatus (green sea urchin)
Lineage: Eukaryota; Metazoa; Echinodermata; Echinoidea; Temnopleuroida; Toxopneustidae
Product: putative nuclease HARBI1
Exons: 5
Coding region: 237-1370 (377 amino acids)
Source: RefSeq, a predicted model, not a curated record